AUGGCCAAACUAGACCUGACGAUACCAAAUCUCAAACUGCCUGAUGGCAAUCAAAUACCAAUGAUUGGAUAUGGAUUGGGCACAGCGUGGUACAAGAACGAUGCCAAUUCUCCCAAAGACCAGGCAACGAUCGAUGCAACCAAGACGGCCAUCGGGGUUGGCUAUACCCAUCUGGAUGGAGCAGAAGUAUACAACACCGAAGAGGAAUUGGGUGACGCCAUUAAACAAAGCAAAGUUCCUCGCGACAAACUGUUCAUCACCACGAAGGUUCUGCCCCAUAUCGACGACAUUCCCGGCGCCAUUGACGCAAGUUUGAAGAAGUUGGGGUUAGACUAUGUCGACCUCUAUCUCAUCCAUGCACCCUUCUUUGCUAAGGGGGACCCUAAAGUUCUUCAGCAGAAAUGGGCGGACAUGGAGCAGUUGGCGGCAGCAGGGAAGACGAAAAGUAUCGGUGUCAGCAAUUUCUUGAAACCCGACUUGGAUGCCAUCCUUGAGACUUGCAAAGUGCAACCUGCAAUGAAUCAGAUUGAAUUCCACCCGUACCUCCAGCAUGGUGACCUCCUGGCAUAUCACCAGAACAAAGACAUCAAGGUGGCGGCCUAUGGUCCUUUGACGCCCAUCACUCGAGCUAAGGGCGGUCCUCUGGAUGGAUAUCUGGAUUCUUUGGCCAAAAAAUAUGCAGUCAACCCGGGAGAAGUUCUUUUGAGAUGGUGCAUGGAUCAGAACGUGGUCCCUAUCACCACAAGUUCCCAAAAACAGCGCUUGAGCGAUAUGUUACGAGUUUUCACGUUCGAACUCACGCCCAAGGAAGUUGAAGAGAUAUCUGAACUGGGCAAGACCCACCACUUCCGAGCAUUCUGGAGUCGCUUCUUUGAUGCCAACGACAAGUCGUGA
Messenger RNA from Rhinocladiella mackenziei CBS 650.93, 894 nucleotides. RefSeq lists its product as uncharacterized. The transcript is spliced from 2 exons. Lineage: Eukaryota; Fungi; Ascomycota; Eurotiomycetes; Chaetothyriales; Herpotrichiellaceae. The record is from RefSeq and is a predicted model, not a curated record. Bases 1 to 894 code for a protein of 297 amino acids. Gene Ontology annotation, molecular function: oxidoreductase activity, acting on NAD(P)H as acceptor.